Messenger RNA from Caenorhabditis angaria, 1944 nucleotides. The record is from the annotation of a GenBank genome assembly. Lineage: Eukaryota; Metazoa; Nematoda; Chromadorea; Rhabditida; Rhabditidae.
AUGGCGUGCCUUCGUAAACUCAAAGAGGAUAUUGUUCUAUUGGAGAGAAUCUUCCCAAAACAACAUCAGACUUUUCAGGUAAUUUAGAAAUUGGGGAAAAAGUUUUGGCGCGAAAUAUUGAUCUUUUUGAUAUUAAAUUAACAUAAGGCUAGGAAUAUUUCUAGCGCUAAAAAUCGAAAAUUUGAAUUCAAAUUUGCAAACCGCCAGAUUUUUCAAUUUUUUCCAAAUCUAUUAACCCUCAAAAUUAUUGCCAAUUUUCCUUCAGAUUCUGUCUGCAUCAGUUGACGAGAUCUCAAUGAAAUUCAUCGAUUCAACCGGUCACUCAGUCAUCAUCAAUGCAAACAUCCAAGAGAACUAUCCUCGUCAACCGCCAAUUUGGUUCUCCGAAUCUGACGAUGUUCCAGCAAUCGGAGCCGCACUUCAACGUCUCACUGAAACCAACGAAUCAACUAAUAUUCUUCAUCAAGUCCAUCAUUUAGUCUCCGAACUCUGCUCGUUUUAUCAAAUUAAUAUGCCAGUCGAAUUACCGCAAAUUGCUCCGCCAGCUAGAGAAGAUGUUGAUGAAGGGCAAGGAAGUGAUAUGGGAGAUGAAACUGAAGAUGAUUAUGAUGGAAUGGCAAAUGGUGAUACUGAUGAGGAUGAAGUUGAAGAGGAAGAAGAAGAGGAGGAAGAAGAAAUGAUGGAAGAUGAUGAUGAUGGAGAUGUUGAGAUGAUUCAAAUGGCUGAAGAAGAGCCAAGAAGUUCACAAGAUGAAGGAGUUUCGAAAGAAGGUUUAGAAAUGUUGGAUAAAGUGUCGAGAGUAAAUCGACAACAACAUUUGAAUGGAAGUGUACAAGGAUCGGUGUCAGCAACUGAUCGUUUGAUGAAAGAGAUUCGCGAGAUUCAUAAAUCCGAACAUUUUCGAAAUGGUAUUUACACAUUUAAUUUGGAUAAUGAGGGCGAGAAUUUGUAUGAAUGGUGGAUUAAAUUGCACAAAGUUGAUGCGGAUAGUUUGCUGUUUAAUGAUAUGAAGACUUUGAAUGAUGAACAUAAACAAGAUCAUAUUUUGUUUCAUAUGACGUUUAAUGAGAAUUUUCCAUUUGAUCCGCCCUUUGUGAGACUUGUCGCACCAACUGUGAGUUAAAAAAAAAUUCGAAACUUGUUUUUAAGGAGGGCAUUUUUCAGAAGAUCCGAAGUUUCUGAAAUUUUUUAAAAUGCAAAUUCCAAAAAAAAUCACCGUUCAUCCCAGAAAAACAAAGUUUUGAAACAUCAAAUUUGUCUUCGUGAUAACUACACUUUAUAAGCUUGGCAACUUGUUAAUUUCUAGACGCGGGUUCUAGAGAAUUCGGUUCUCUAGGCUUUGCUACUUGAUCUAGCCGAGAUGUUAUUUUCAAAACCCAUAUUUCUUCCUUUCCAGAUUGUCAAUGGAUUUGUUUUGGGCGGCGGUGCAAUAUGUAUGGAAUUAUUGACAAAACAAGGCUGGAGUUCGGCAUAUUCGAUUGAAAGUGUCAUUCUUCAAAUUGCCGCCACACUUGUCAAAGGAAAAGCGAGAAUUUCGUUUGAUACAUCGAAGAGUGGCCUUAAGGUAAGAUAUUUUGAUAUGAAAAUGUAAUUCUACAGUAGUUUGCCAGUGAGAAGUUCAUGUUUCAGAAUUAAUUUUUCGAAGUUUUUCUGGAAUUUAUAAUUUUCUCUGGAAACAAGUCCUUUCCCAUAAAAUUAGAGCUCAAAAUCUAACACAUCUGGAAAGCCGCAAUUUUCGUAGAGAAAACUUAUAAUUUUUGUGAAAAAAAAUCAUUUACCAGAAAUUUUCUAAAAAGUUCCAGAUUUUGUAAAAAAAAUAAAAUCUUCAUUUUUUUGCAGUCCCACGCGAAUUAUUCAUUCGCCCGUGCUCAACAAUCAUUCAAAUCACUUGUACAAAUUCACAACAAAUCCGGCUGGUAUACACCACCAAAAUCUGAUGGAUAA